CCGAAGGAGGGAAAGAGAGCGCGAACAGCCGAUAAGAGAAUGAACGGGUCACGUAUCGCCUGUAUUAUAUUUGCAUUAUGCAUCAUCUGUUUAUCAACAACCUUGAGCGUGCCGGAUCUGAAAUUUGUACACGUUUUGUUCGCGCACAAACUGUACGCGCCGAGAGAGGACCACGCGGAAAAGGAGGGCUUGCCGCGAGUCUUAUCGUACGAGUACUUCACUUCCGCCAGGAUGGACAUGCCGAACGCUGCGAGUCUCAACAUGUACAACCUGGGGGUGCACUUGCGCAAGGUCUAUGGCGAAUUUCUUGGCGACAAACUGCAACUUUACAGACCGACGAGGAUGAGGACGACGGAGUACGCCUUAUCGAUGUUAUCGGCGCAGCUCGUUAACGCUGGUCUGUGGCCACCCGUGGAAGAGGAAAUGUGGAUAGCGGGCGUCAACUGGCAGCCAAUGCCGACUGAUUACGUAGAGUUGAAGGAGGACAUAUUGAUGUUGGGCUCACUGUGCCCGAAUUUCAUCUCACGGAUAAACGAAGUGUUGGAAACAGCCGAGACUCGAGAAAUGAUAUCGCAGUAUCAGCCUUUGUUUGAUUAUCUUUCUUAUUACACUGAGAAGAACAUCAGCACGCCAUCGGACGUAGCCCUCUUAUACUCUAGUCUGGAAACGAUGGCUGAUCAAGGUGAGAUGUUGCCCCAUUGGGCGAACGACGUGUUUCCCCACGGUACGAUGUACAACGUUACCCUGUUGGAGUACGAUCUCCUCUCGGCGACUCCUCUUCAGAGGCAGCUGAACGGCGGGACCCUCUUAGCGGAGAUCGUCGGCAACUCGCUGAAGUACACGAUGGGCGAAACGCCAGAGGGUCGUAAAAUGAUGUUGUAUAGUGGCGAUGGACGAAAUAUCGCCGGAGUACUGAAAAUUCUAGACCUCUGGUCGCCUCACAUUCCUAAUGAAGCGGCCGCAUUAAUCUUCGAAUUAUAUUAUGAUAACGAUACAGACACGCAUGGAGUCAAGAUUAAUUAUUACACUGGUAUCGACGAAACAACGAUCUCUUUGUCAUUGCCGAACUGUACGGAGACAUGUCCGUUACAAACGUUAUUGGACUCCGUUUUCGAGUCGAUACCGCGGAAACCGCAUGCGUUGUGCGGCUGGACCGUUGAGAAUUCAACGGAAGCGGAAGACGCCACUACGUUGACUCCGGGGAAAUCGUCGAGUCGCGGUGGAUCCGCUUUGUGCAAUAGUGAGCGUUUGAUACGUAACUUAAUGUUACUGUACUUAGCAACUUGGUAUUUAAAGUAGUUAUGCUAAUUAGUACAAAAGCAGCUAUGAGAGCAG
Messenger RNA from Odontomachus brunneus, 1335 nucleotides. Its product is annotated as venom acid phosphatase Acph-1-like. Gene Ontology annotation, biological process: dephosphorylation. Bases 40 to 1299 code for a protein of 419 amino acids. Gene Ontology annotation, molecular function: phosphatase activity. The transcript has 6 exons. Lineage: Eukaryota; Metazoa; Arthropoda; Insecta; Hymenoptera; Formicidae. The record is from RefSeq and is a predicted model, not a curated record.